AUGAGCGCACCUGAAAACCACUGCCGCUUUCACCAGGACGUGGACAAAUUCUUUGAUGAACUCCGCGAACGAACGCUGAGGGAUCACCCCGAAAACCUGUGCGAAUACUUGCUGGAAACUGCCAGAAAGGUCGCUUCGGAGCUGAAGGAGAAGUCCUGUGAACGCAUCCCCGAUGCUGUUGCCCCCGGAACUGAAAAGUCGGGCCCUCAGCAUCGUUUUUGCGCCUGGGGCAAGUGGGGACUUGGACAACAGGAAGACAUUUCCAGCUCCUUUUUUUUCUGUUGUACUGCAGCGGUGCGCUGCCCCUGCACGUCAACCUUCUCGGCUGUGCUCGUUCCAAGCUUGAGGAUGUGGACAAGUGGAAAAGAACAACGCUUGCGAGUUGCUUCUCAGUGUUGUAUGAACUUUGCUGUUACGUGGAUGCCUUUUUGA
Trypanosoma conorhini is the source of this 432-nucleotide messenger RNA. Its product is annotated as glucose-6-phosphate dehydrogenase. NCBI's taxonomy places the organism in Eukaryota, Euglenozoa, Kinetoplastea, Trypanosomatida, Trypanosomatidae. The coding region runs from base 1 to 432 and encodes 143 amino acids. The record is from RefSeq and is a predicted model, not a curated record. The transcript has a single exon.